AUGUCUGACUACGGCGGUGACGACCACGAGGAAAACUUCGACUACGAGCCUGUUGAGGAGGUUUUCGAAGAAAAUGAGCCCGGUGACUUGGUCGAUCAAGAUGACUACGAAGGACACGACGGAGAACUCCCUGAGGAGCACGGCAUCAACGGCGAGAAUGUCGUUGUAUCAGGCGACCCCAAUUCCGGUUACUCAGGCAAGGUCAUGGAACAGACGCGCGAGAUGAAGAUCCCCAAUGACCAGCGCACUACCACCCCGUACUUGACCAAGUACGAGCGUGCGCGUGUUCUCGGCACCCGAGCUCUGCAGAUCAGUAUGAACGCUCCCGUCCUCGUUGACCUCGAGGGUGAAACCGACCCUCUUCAGAUCGCGAUGAAGGAAUUGAACCAGAAGAAGAUUCCUCUCAUCAUUCGACGGUAUCUACCGGAUGGAAAGUAUGAGGACUGGACUUGCGAGGAGCUUCUUUAA
This is a messenger RNA of Penicillium waksmanii, 468 nucleotides long. Its product is annotated as DNA-directed RNA polymerase core subunit RPO26. Gene Ontology annotation, biological process: DNA-templated transcription. The record is from RefSeq and is a predicted model, not a curated record. Lineage: Eukaryota; Fungi; Ascomycota; Eurotiomycetes; Eurotiales; Aspergillaceae. The transcript has 4 exons. Gene Ontology annotation, molecular function: DNA binding; DNA-directed RNA polymerase activity. Bases 1 to 468 code for a protein of 155 amino acids. Gene Ontology annotation, cellular component: RNA polymerase II, core complex; RNA polymerase I complex; RNA polymerase III complex.